GGGCGGGGCGUGGCGGUGGCGGAGCCCCGGGGCUGAUGCUCGGCCCGGGCACGGGUGCCAGCAGCCCCUGGCGUCGGCGGCAUCGGCAGUGCCAUGCUGCCCUGAUGGAGCCCAACGCCUUCCCCCAGCUGCAGCUCUGGUGCCCGCGGCCCUUCGGCACUUACUCCCAGAACAAACCAUGUCCUGGCUCCAGCUCCACCAAGAAACCCUUCUCCUGCCGUCCCACCGAAGAGCCCGCUGGAGCCCGGGCCCCCUCCGAAAACACGCCACCGGCUUCUGCCAACGCCGCCGCGGCUCCCCCGGCAUCGGCGGAGGAAGGCCGAGUGCUGCUGGACACGUGGUACGUCAUCAAACCGGGCAACACCAAGGAGAAGGUGGCUUUCUUUGUGGCACACCAGUGCAGUGGCGGUGGUGGCGGCGGUGGCACCAGCGGCCGUGCCAGCACCAUGAAGGUAAAGGGCAACUGGGGCAGCGAUAGCUCCAAAGCCAAGCGGCGCCGGCGCUGCCAUGACCCCACUAAGAGCAAGCCGAGCCCGGCAUGGGCUACCGGCGGCAGGGACCCAACUUGCCAGCACCCCGGCGAACCGUCUGCCGCUGCCAGCGAAGCCCCUGACUUGCUGUCGGUGGCGGAGAUGGUGGCGUUGGUGGAGCAGAGGACGGCACUGGCGUUGCAGAGCUUUCCCCGGCCCUGCGGCGCUCCUGCCGCUCCCGUUGUCUUUGUGGAGGCGGCCAGCGGCGAAACCAAAGCGCCGAGCGGCUCCGACUGCAGCCGGGUGGCCGAAGCCGUUGCCCACUUCGAGUCGCGGCAGCGGGAGCACGGUGGCACCCGACCCAAUGGGCUGUGCCGCCCGGGCACCGAAUGCGCGGCAGCGGCAUCAUCAGCACCGGGUCCUGGCGAGGUGCGCAUCGCCUUCCGCAUCUCCAGCGGCCGCGAGCCACGCGCCGGAGCCGCCGCGGCCGAGCCGGGUGCUGUCGGGCGUCCCAACUGCGUCUUUAUGAGCUGCGGGACCGGGAGUGGCAGCGGUAAUGCUGGUGGCCGUGCCAAGGACAAGAUCACCUGCGACCUCUACCAGCUGAUCAGCCCGUCCCGGGAUGCGCUGCCCAACAACGUGGAGUUCCUCCUGGCCGCUGCCGGUCCCAAGGGGGACGGGGACGGCCCCGACGUGGACAUGGGGUGCAGUGAGGGGUCAGCGACCGCCGUCAAGCCAGAGACGGGCGAAGGAACCAGUGAGGGGGCAUCGGCAUCGGCGCGGGAUUGCGCCUCCAGCUUCCACGUGGACGUGGUGGUGACGGGGGUGGUGGACCAGUGUGUCUUCUUCGGCAAGGACAGCGCCAAGAAGAUGAAGGAGGAGACGGUGCGGCUGCCAGCAGCGGUGCAGGAGGACCCACCGCCUGGGCAGCUCUUCCUCCUGCCUGUCCCCGAGGAGACGCCGGCGGUGGAGGACACGGAGGCCAGGGAGGAGCCACCCGCCAUCCCUGACCCCUCGCUUUGCCGGUUGUACCGUCACGUCUCCCAUGACUUUUUGGAGAUCCGCUUCAAGAUCCAGCGGCUGCUGGAACCCCGGCAGUACAUGCUCCUGCUGCCGGAGCAUGUCAUGGUGAAGAUCUUCAGCUACCUGCCCACCCAAGCGCUAGCCGCCCUCAAGUGCUCCUGUCACUACUUCAAGUCCAUCAUCGAGACCUUUGGAGUGCAGGCUACGGAUUCCCGCUGGAACCGCGACCCCCUCUACCGUGACGACCCCUGCAAGCAAUGCAAGAAGCAUUAUGAGAAGGGGGACGUGUCCCUGUGCCGGUGGCACCCCAAGCCCUACCACCAUGACCUGCCUUACGGCCGAUCCUACUGGAUGUGCUGCCGGAGACCCGAUAAGGAGGCACCCGGUUGCAGGGUGGGCUUGCACGAUAACAACUGGGUACACCCGGCCACCCGGCGCGAUGACGGCAGGUGAAGGGACAAGCGCCGGCGGGGACGGUGGUGGCGGAUCUUUGGGACACGGAGGGGGGAGGUUGUCUGCUGCAGUUGCUGGAAAGGGCGGAGGAGAAGGUGGAAAAAAGAAAAAAUAAUCAUCAAACCUCAAAA
Messenger RNA from Tyto alba (common barn owl), 2077 nucleotides. RefSeq names its product F-box protein 46 (gene FBXO46). Gene Ontology annotation, molecular function: protein binding. NCBI's taxonomy places the organism in Eukaryota, Metazoa, Chordata, Aves, Strigiformes, Tytonidae. The record is from RefSeq and is a predicted model, not a curated record. The transcript has 2 exons. Bases 36 to 1946 code for a protein of 636 amino acids.